GCUGGGUAAUAUUAUGGAUUUUUAUUUUUGUCAUCUGCGAAUUUUUCGGUAGAAGCAAUAUAAAAAAUUUCUGUUUAAAAUGUUUUCAAUCCCGUGAUAGUUUAAAUUUAGACUUUAAAGUAAUGUAUCUUUUAAAAAGAAGCACAGAUAUCAAAUCAAUCUGCACACUUGUACGCUUGUAUACUUCUGGUCGAAAAACGCACUAUGAGACUCUUAAUUUACAAAAAAACUGUACAGAUAAAGAUAUUAAAGAGGCGUUUAUUAAGAUGAGCAAGCAGUACCACCCAGACAAAAAUAAAAGCACACAAGCACAGGAGCGAUUCGUUCAAAUAGUGGAAGCAUAUAAUGUCCUCAGCAAACCAGGCAGUCGGGCAUCAUAUGACAGUACAAUACAGUUUGACGGCAGUAGCGGCACUUAUGUGUAUAGGACACAUGUGCCAUACAACUUAAGGAACAACCCUCAGUACAGCUACUACACACAUACACAAAAUACAAGCUCAAAGUCUAACACAGACUACUAUGGAAUCAAAAGGGUGAAAAAGUUACCAAAUGCUGCCAUUUUAAUGAUUCUAUUUGGAGUUGCUGUGAUUGGUGUGUUAUUACAAGUGGUUGUGAUUAGGCAGUCAUAUUCUAUUCAAAGACGGAGGACUGAUGAGAAGUCUAUGAGGCUCGCAGAAGAGUUGGAGAAGGUUCGGGCCACUGCUCGGGGGAAAACAAAUGAAGCACAGACACAAAUGUUGUUAGACAAGAUAGUGACAGCUUCUAACCCCUCGGUGGCCACCGCAUCCCUCGGGCAAACUUUGGCAAAUGAAAAAAAGUGAUUAUUUUUUCUUCCUACCUCUGUACUGUUUGUGUAUAUAUUUAUUUAUGAUUCACUGCAUUCAUCAUCAUCAUCAGUUAAUUUUUUCAUUAUAAUCAUCAUUAUCAUCAUAAUUUUGAACUGUUGUUUUUACACUGGACAUAGUCAUUAUAAAAUGACUUAAAAAACACUAUUAUAUGUAUAUUAUUGACUAUUGACUAUGAGGAUUUCAUAGUACAUUUUAUUUAUUUGUUAUCAUCAUAACUUAAAAAUUAUGUAUUUAUUAAAUUUUUCCAAACAUCAAAAACGCUGUCGUCCAUUUUGUGACGUCACGAUGUUAAAGAAAUAAACGUCAAACUAGUUAUUAUCCAAUAAUUUUGUCAAACAUUCUGUUUGGUAAAGGUUUAUAAUAUACUCGAAAACUCCUAAUUCUUCCAGUGAAAGUCUUAUUAAAACCGGUCCAGUUGUUCAAAAUGUUAGCCUGCCCAAACAGACAACCAAAAAUUUUAAAAAGGUUCAAUUGUGUUUUAGUAUUGUGUUACACUUAAAACACAGUUAUUUAUAAAUUACAGACAUACCCUUAAAUAUUAUUUAUUAACCUUCGACGCAAAAAGAGGGGUAUUAUAAGUUUGACGUGUCUGUCUGUGACUUACCUCCCGAACGGAUGAAGCGAUUUCAAUUUAGUUUGUUUUGUAUGAAAGGUGAUUUAUGUGCGAGUGUUCUUAGAUAUGUAUGAUGAAAAUCGGUUGAGUCGUUUAAGUUAAAGUGGGGGGUUAAAUUGUGGAAGAAUAACCGAAUGUCUGCAAAUAUACUCGAGUGGGGUCUCAAAUGAAAGCGCACUGAAAGAGAAUAUUGAUGACUUGAUCGAGAAUUUUAUUUAUUGAUAUAUUGUAUAUAUAAAGUCAACAUACUUAAUAUUAAUGAAUCAAAUAAACAUUUUCUUGCCUAUUGUAUUUGUAGUAUAGUUGAAAACUCACUCAUAAUUAUAGCUAUUCUUGUAUAUUUAUAUUGUAAAUAAAUGUUUGUAAAAAGAUAUUAGAAAAGACAAUACAA
Molecule: messenger RNA, 1852 nt
Organism: Bicyclus anynana (squinting bush brown)
Lineage: Eukaryota; Metazoa; Arthropoda; Insecta; Lepidoptera; Nymphalidae
Gene: DnaJ-13
Product: dnaJ-like protein 60
Exons: 6
Coding region: 123-821 (232 amino acids)
Source: RefSeq, a predicted model, not a curated record